Trichomycterus rosablanca is the source of this 2029-nucleotide messenger RNA. It is a transcript of the gene slc25a40, whose product is annotated as solute carrier family 25 member 40. Lineage: Eukaryota; Metazoa; Chordata; Actinopteri; Siluriformes; Trichomycteridae. Gene Ontology annotation, biological process: mitochondrial transmembrane transport. The record is from RefSeq and is a predicted model, not a curated record. The coding region runs from base 138 to 1181 and encodes 347 amino acids. The transcript is spliced from 11 exons. Gene Ontology annotation, cellular component: mitochondrion.
AGCUGAACAGCUACAGCAGUGGAGAGUCCAUGCUGGUGAAAGUGCAGAUCUGUGUUUUCAAUCUGAUGAUACAUUCAUUACAAAAGAACAAAACACAACAUUAACUCAGCUGAAACACCAAACCAAGACUUUUCAAGAUGGCAUCUCAGAGUUCAAGUUCUAGGGACAGUAUAACUCCAGUUCAGCAGAUGGUGGCCUCUUGUUCUGGUGCUUUACUCACUUCACUGUUUGUAACUCCGCUAGAUGUCAUUAAGAUCAGACUGCAAGCCCAGAAAAUUCCUUUAACUAAAGGAAAAUGUUUUGUGUACUGCAACGGCCUGAUGGAUCACAUAUGCGUGUGUGAAAAUGGGAACAGCAGGGCAUGGUACAAACCUCGUGGGCAUUUCAGUGGCACACUAGAUGCUUUCAUCAAGAUUUUACGCAUGGAAGGAAUCAAGGCACUGUGGAGUGGCCUCCCCCCAACACUAGUGAUGGCAGUGCCAGCCACAGUGAUUUACUUCACUGCUUAUGAUCAGCUCUGUGCUGCUUUCAGACUUCAGAUGGGGGAAAGGGCUGAAAUGGCGCCGUUGUUGGCAGGAGCUGUUGCCAGAGUUGGUUCUGCUACAUUGAUUAGUCCAUUAGAACUGAUCCGCACUAAGCUGCAAUCACAGAGACAGUCGUACAGAGAACUAAGCGCUGUGAUUCGCUCAGCUGUGCACACUGAAGGCUGGCUCACUCUUUGGAGAGGUCUUGGGCCCACUCUUCUCAGAGAUGUACCAUUUUCAGCAAUGUACUGGUAUAAUUAUGAGAAAGCCAAAGCCUGGUUAUGUCAGUACAACAAGAUCAGUGAACCCACCUUCAGCAUCACCUUCAUCUCAGGUGCCGUGUCUGGAUCUAUUGCAUCGAUUGCUACUCUGCCAUUUGAUGUGGUGAAGACGAGAAGGCAGGUGGAGCUGGGAGAACUGCAGGCCAAGAACUUGUCACCUCGAGCUUCCAGUUCAACAUAUAAUGUGAUGAAAAGAAUUGUGGCAGAAUCAGGUGUCAGAGGACUUUUUGCAGGUUUUAUGCCCAGACUGAUAAAAGUGGCUCCAGCUUGUGCAAUAAUGAUCAGCACCUAUGAGUUUGGCAAGGCCUUCUUCCGCAAACAGAACCAGGAGAGACCAGUUUUGACACUCCAAACCAACAAUACUCGAUCGCUCUAACACACAUUCUAUGUACCCAGUUAAAUCCACUAUCCCUCUUUCAUUCUUCCCAAAAUAUCAGAUUGUCUUUACUACAGCGCUUUUUUAAUUAUUAAUUUUAUUACCAGCAUUUUUAUUUGUAUGUGAAACUCAAUUUUUGGUCUGAUUUGUGCGGGAUAAGUCUGGCUGCUUUACAGGACUGUGUCAAUCAGUUACAGGACUGUGUCAAUCAGUCAAGAAAUGUAACCCCAGUACAAGAGGCCAACAGCUUCUUUAUUUAAAUUACUCCAGUAUUGUCCGUCUUCUUUUAUUUUAGAAUCCCCGGACUUUUGACACUGACCAACGGCAGCUUCUUAUAGGAUGGCUCGGAGCACCAACCUACAUUUCUUUUUCCAUAUUAUUUCACCACUCAUGUUGGCUCUUUAAUCAGACAGUUGUAGUCGCUGUUGCAGGCUGUACCCCAUUCGUCCUUCCCUCCCUCUGUGGCUAGUGUAUUAGUGCCACCUGAGAACCUGCUUCACUUGUUUAUGCUGUUUUAAAUGAGCCUCCCAUCUUGUGCAAAAUAUACAAGUCUUCAUUACUACAUAAUGUUUCCAAGCAGCUGCAUAUACAGUUUUUAUGUUUCUUUUGAACAAAAAGAGGGAUCUUGUGAUGAUGGGUGCGUUAUUACCCUGUGAUCAAAAUAUUGCCCUGAAUUGCACUAGCUCUCACUCUGAUAACAUACAGGGGUUGGACAAAAUAACUGAAACACCUGUCAUUUUAGUGUGGGAGGUUUCAUGGCUAAAUUGGACCAGUCUGGUGGCCAAUCUUCAUUAAUUGCACAUUGCACCAGUAAGAGCAGAGUGUGAAGGUUCAAUUAGCAGGGUAAG